AUGAAUCAGCCCAUACAAAUUGUGGUAUCUAAUGAAGAGGAAUAUAAAGCUUUACUUUCCUCAAAUCACUCUAUAAUAUUUGAUGACAGAGUUUCUGAUAAACCUUUGACAGUUUUGGCAACAUCAAAUUCAGACGUUGGAGAUAGUAUCAAUUUAAGUAAUCCGCAAUCAAAUGAAAUGAUGAUUAUUCCUGAAACAUUUCCCAUAAACAUUUCAGCAUCUAAUACUACAGACAACUCCAAUAUAGUUGUUGUGUACAGCCACCCAGUUAGUGAACAAAACAAACAUUAUCAGUUAAUAACAUCUUCUCAAGGUCUCAACAAUCAAUUCAUCCAAUCAUCAGCAAUUUUUACUCAAAAUUUUGAAACUGUGACAACUACAUCUCCAAUAAUGGCUGGUCAAAUAGUGGUAAAUAACACUACUGUAGGUAAUUCUUGGCAAAAUGAUUUGCCGAUUGCUACUACAGAAAUGCAAAUUAUAGCUACAGAAGUGCAUGAUGGUGAUCCAGUUAAUAAUAUCCCUCAAGUUGAGAUAGUGAAACCAGGUCUGGAGGUUCCUCUACCUCAAUCGUUGCCAAACUUAGAUGAAUCUGAUAUUUCAGCAAACAACAACUGUUUAAGUACUGACACUGACACUAUAGUAAAAUCUACCAAAACAGACAAAGCUAUUUUUCAAAAUACAACAUUAAUUCCUAUUAGUAAAUUGCCUUCCUUAAGCUCUCUCAGUCAAUCUAUGGUUAUAAAUUCACCCCAAGUAGGAUUAAAUAUUGUACAAUCAGAAGAAAAUCUUGUACAAUUAGAAAAAAAUCUUGUACAAUCAGAAAAAAAUCUUGAAACUAAAGAAUCCCAUGCAAUUACGGAAAAUCCAAUCCCUGAACAAUCUAAUAUGGUAGACAUGCAGGCUAAUAUAGAUGAAGAACCAAAACCAGAACCUAUUUUUGAUCAACCUGACUCCAUUAUAAACCAAGCUGAAUCAGUUGAAUCUAAGGAGGAACAAGGUGACUGUGUAACAGUACCUAAUGCAUUGAUACAUCCGCAUCAAGAUGUUGAAUCAAACAUAAUAGUUGUUUCAGGAGAAAAAACUUCAACAGAAUUGCCACAGGAACCUUCUACUAACAUUGAUGAUCAAGAAAUUGUCAUAUUGAGUGUGAAGGAAGAAAGUCCUGGUGAUAAUUCAAAACUAGACAUAUCUGUAACUUGUGAACAUAUAGAAGACACUACCGAGACACAAGAAGGUUCUAAUGACAUAGUUGAAUGUCCACCAGAAUCCAACAAUGCAAAUUCACAUUUAAAUCAACAAUCCUUAAAUACAUCUGAUCUUCAACAAAAUCAUAAUAAUAUCAUAAUGGAACAAGAUGAUAAAUUUGAUCACAAAGCUACUAUAACUAUUUCUAAAAUGGUAACUGUUGAACCAAAAACCCUUUUACAUUACACAUCUACUUCAGAUACAAAUGAUAUACAGAUUUCUGAACUAGAAAAUACAUUAACUGAACAUACUUUAACACAAAAAGAUGAUUUAAUAAUAGAUACUGUUGAACAGAAACAACCAGUAUUAAUAAGUUUGGAGGAUGAAUGUAUUAAAACUGAAGAUGAGGAAACAAUUGAAAACAUAGCAAGAGAUAUAGGGGUAGUUCCUAAAAUGAUUGGUGUAGAAAUUAUGGAAGAAAAACCUUAUGAAAAUAUUAACAAGCCAAUUAUAAAAGAUAUUGAUAAUCUUAGAUUAGAAUGGUCAGAUGAUGAUGGAGAAGAAGAAACGGAUCCUUCUAAUAAGUUGACUCAAGCCAAAGUUGAUGGAGAUAAACCUGAAUGUAUGUUGCAAAGUAAUGAAUCAGAAACUAACAAAAACAUAGAUAACAUACCUCAAGAAAAAAUUUCCUCACUACUUAAUGAUUGGGAAGAAAACUCGCAAGAAGAAACAAUUUCUGAUUCUGUGUCUGCGAUUCCAACAGAAGUAAUAAAAAAUACAACUGAUAUCAUUAGUGACAAGUUGACCGCAGAGAAAGUUGAGCCACAAGAGGGUAAAAAACACAAUGAUAUAAGAAAGUUGGUAAGUGAUUGGGAUGAUGAUGUAGAAGAGGAAAUUAAAAAAGAAAACUAUUAA
Pieris macdunnoughi is the source of this 2100-nucleotide messenger RNA. The record is from the annotation of a GenBank genome assembly. Lineage: Eukaryota; Metazoa; Arthropoda; Insecta; Lepidoptera; Pieridae.